Molecule: messenger RNA, 3090 nt
Organism: Rhinolophus ferrumequinum (greater horseshoe bat)
Lineage: Eukaryota; Metazoa; Chordata; Mammalia; Chiroptera; Rhinolophidae
Product: Golgi pH regulator
Exons: 14
Coding region: 196-1563 (455 amino acids)
Biological process (GO): intracellular pH reduction
Cellular component (GO): Golgi cisterna membrane
Molecular function (GO): voltage-gated monoatomic anion channel activity
Source: RefSeq, a predicted model, not a curated record
GCCGGAGGCGGGAAGCACUGGAUGUGGCCGCUGAUUGGGUGGCUGGGACGCAGCUUGAUGGCGUCGGGCUGGCGAACAGCGAUCCUGGUGGUGGCCCCCGGGCGAAGGCCGUGGGUGUGAUGGGGCCGGAGUCUGGAGGGUGCUGUGGCCUUGGGGAGUGGAAAGUCGAGGCACGCGCUCUUUCUACAUUUCGCCAUGAGUUUCCUGAUAGACUCCAGCAUCAUGAUUACCUCCCAGAUACUCUUCUUUGGAUUUGGGUGGCUUUUCUUCAUGCGCCAACUGUUUAAGGAUUAUGAGGUACGUCAGUAUGUUGUACAGGUGAUCUUCUCAGUGACUUUUGCGUUUUCUUGCACCAUGUUUGAACUCAUCAUCUUCGAAAUCUUAGGCGUAUUGAAUAGCAGCUCCCGUUAUUUUCACUGGAAAAUGAACCUGUGUGUAAUUCUGCUGAUCCUGGUCUUUAUGGUGCCUUUUUACAUUGGCUACUUUAUUGUGAGCAACAUCCGACUGCUGCAUAAACAGCGACUGCUUUUCUCCUGUCUCUUAUGGUUGACUUUUAUGUAUUUCUUCUGGAAACUAGGAGAUCCAUUUCCCAUUCUCAGCCCAAAACACGGGAUCUUGUCCAUAGAACAGCUCAUCAGCCGGGUAGGUGUGAUUGGGGUGACUCUCAUGGCUCUUCUGUCUGGAUUUGGUGCUGUCAACUGCCCAUACACGUACAUGUCCUACUUCCUCAGGAAUGUAACUGACACAGAUAUUCUAGCCCUGGAACGGCGACUGCUCCAAACCAUGGAUAUGAUCAUAAGCAAAAAGAAAAGGAUGGCCAUGACACGCAGAACUAUGUUCCAGAAGGGGGAAGUGCAUAACAAACCAUCAGGAUUCUGGGGAAUGAUAAAGAGUGUUACCACUUCCGCACCAGGAAGCGAAAAUCUUACUCUUAUUCAACAGGAAGUGGAUGCUUUGGAAGAAUUAAGCCGGCAGCUUUUUCUGGAAACAGCUGAUCUGUAUGCCACCAAGGAGAGAAUAGAAUACUCCAAAACUUUCAAGGGGAAAUACUUUAAUUUUCUGGGUUACUUUUUCUCUAUUUACUGUGUUUGGAAAAUUUUCAUGGCAACCAUUAACAUCGUGUUUGACCGAGUUGGGAAAACUGAUCCUGUCACAAGAGGCAUUGAGAUCACUGUGAAUUACCUGGGCAUCCAAUUUGAUGUGAAGUUCUGGUCCCAACACAUUUCCUUCAUCUUGGUUGGAAUCAUCAUUGUCACAUCUAUCAGAGGGCUGCUAAUCACUCUUACCAAGUUCUUUUAUGCCAUCUCCAGCAGUAAGUCUUCCAAUGUCAUUGUCCUGCUCUUAGCACAGAUAAUGGGCAUGUACUUCGUGUCCUCGGUGCUGCUGAUCCGAAUGAGUAUGCCCCUGGAGUACCGCACCAUCAUCACCCAGGUCCUCGGGGAGCUGCAGUUCAGCUUCUAUCACCGGUGGUUCGACGUGAUCUUCCUGGUCAGUGCCCUCUCCAGCAUCCUCUUCCUCUAUCUGGCUCACAAACAGGCACCAGAGAAGCAUAUGACACCUUGAACACAGGCCUAGUACAGACUGCUAACAGGCCAGUGGUGCCAGCAUUUGGAUAGAAGAGGGAAAACAUGGAGGGGACCAGGGCCUGAUAUUUUUUAAACAAACGAAAUGCUGUGGUAGCAUCUUCUACCUCCAGGUCUGCCUUCCUCCUCCGUCAUGCGUAGCAUGGGCUAGAACAUGAGAGCAAGGGACCUGAAGCCAGCGCUCCGCCGACAGCACCCUGUAGGGUUUGAGGCAGGUGCAGCCUGCGGGGAGGUGAGGGGAAAAAGCCAAGAAACUAGGGGGGAAAUACACUGGAACUGGGGUGAGAGGAGUCUGAGGUAGCUGGGCCGAACAUGUAGGAUUCCUGUUUAAGUCAAGGUUCACGUGAGAAGGUUAUGGCUUCUCCUGGAGAUCGCCAGAUCGCCACUAAAAUCAGAGAUUGAGACACUCGGCCUUAGCUUCAUUGUAUCAAGGAUAACUUGUUACUAUGUUGCGUGACCUAACGUGAGUUGGCACUCCCCAACCCCUGCCCCAUUAAAAUAACCAAGAGGUUAUUGUUCUUUUCUGGGGAUGGGACAGGGUACAAUCUAGAUAUAGAUUCUGCUAGGGGAGAUUUCAAGUAUGCCAUGUUUCUUGACUUCCUUUUAACUUGGUAUAUUUAAGAGUGAAUUUACUCUGCAUUCAAUUCCGGGAUGUCUCGUUUUUCCUUUUCACCUGCCCCUUGUGCUGUGGGUAAAUCAAUGAAAAAAUGUUAACUGGAGUAACUCACUUUCCUAUCCUAGGACUCCAGUUCUUCAUCUAGAAAAGGAAGCUGUUGGAAAAUCUGUAGAACACUCAGAAAUGCAAUUUUUAAAAAUCCUGAAUUUUAUUCCCAGGAAGUCUCUGUUUAUUCCUAAGAUUUUAUUCUGAAGGUGAUUGUGUUUUGGUUUUUCUGGAAGCAAAACGAAAGUUAAAGCCUAAAAAGUUUACCCAAAACAAAAGCACUCUUAAGUUUAGAUCAGCUGAUGGGAGAUUCAAAGCAUACCCAGAAGGCAUUGUGAAGGGCAUUUAUUUUAGCAACCACAACAUUCUUUACAAAGCGUCAUUUUAAUGGGCUUCUCUCGCAGAUACUUUAGUUAGCUCUUACAUAUACAGAUUUAUGAAUCAGCCUUGGUGCUCAAGGGGCCUAUUGAAGUAAGAGAUAUCAUCGUACAGAGAAAUGCAAUUAAGUGGAAGCCUGAAAGAGCUCCCACAAAAAGAAUCUGGCUCUCGCCUUCACUUUUCCUCAGUUAACCAUAAAUAUGCCUUCGGCAGUAGCUGCCUCUGAGACAAAUGACAACAGGAAACAAUCACACGAUGAGCUGGGUUCCGGAGGAGUUCUUUUCUAACUGAGACAGCAAACAGGUGGCAGCUCAUGCCUUGGGAAUGGCUCCCUAUUAAAUACCCAGAAACAGCCACCAGCCAAAGCCACGAUUUGUCCUCCUCACAUCUCUGUAUCUUCAGAAUUGGAAGAAGAAUGAGAGGCUGUACUGUGGGCCUGUGCAAAAGAAUAGAAAGCGUCUAUAAAUA